Molecule: messenger RNA, 975 nt
Organism: Castor canadensis (American beaver)
Lineage: Eukaryota; Metazoa; Chordata; Mammalia; Rodentia; Castoridae
Product: histamine H4 receptor-like
Biological process (GO): inflammatory response; chemical synaptic transmission; regulation of MAPK cascade
Cellular component (GO): synapse; plasma membrane; dendrite
Molecular function (GO): G protein-coupled serotonin receptor activity; histamine receptor activity; G protein-coupled acetylcholine receptor activity
Source: RefSeq, a predicted model, not a curated record
AUGAUCUCCAUUCCUCUGUACAUCCCUCACACGCUGUUUGGCUGGAAUUUUGGAAAUGAAACCUGUGCAUUUUGGCUCAUUACUGACUAUCUUUUGUGUACAGCGUCUGUGAAUAACAUUGUCCUCAUCAGCUAUGAUCGGUAUCCGUCAGUCUCGAAAGCUGUGUCUUAUAGGGCUCAAAACACUGGGAUCUUGAAGAUUAUUACUCAGAUGGUGGCUGUUUGGGUGCUGGCCUUCUUAGUGAAUGGGCCAAUGAUUCUGAUUUCAGAGUCUUGGAGGAAUAACACUAAGGAAUGUGAACCUGGAUUUGUUUCACGAUGGUACUUCAUCACCUUCACAUCAUUCUUGGAAUUCCUGAUUCCUAUCAUCUUAGUGGUUUAUUUCAAUAUACAGAUUUACUGGCACCUAUGGAAGUGUGGGAAUCUCAGUAGGUGCCUCAGCCAUCCUGGGUUUACUUCUGCCUCUUCCACCUACUCUGGACACUCUUCCAGACAUGAACUAGAUUCACGGACAUCUCUGCCUGAACGGAAGGAAGCACCUGCAUCCCUUUGUUCAGAAAGACCAGGAGGAAAGAGCAGUCUCUUGUUUUCCUUAAGAACCCAUAUGAAUAGCAAUGUAAUUGCUUCCAAAGUAGGUUACCUCUCCCAUUCAGAUUCCAUAGCUCUUCACCAAAGGGAACAUCUUGAACUGCUCAGAGCCAGGAAAUUAGCGAAGUCACUGGCCAUUCUCAUAGAUGUUUUUACCGUUUGUUGGGCUCCAUAUUCUCUAUACACAGUUGUUCUUUCAACUUACUCCCAAGAGGAUCAGCCUAAAUCAGGUUGGUACAAAAUUGCAUUUUGGCUUCAGUGGUUCAAUUCCCUUGUUAAUCCUAUUUUGUAUCCCUGGUGCCACAAAUGUUUUCAGAAGGCUUUCUUGAAAAUAUUUUGUGUGAAAAAGCAAUCCAUACCAUCAUACAAUCAAUCAGUAUCCUCUUGA